AUGUCUGAGAGUCUUGAUCAUGGUAGCAUGACUCCUGGAUCAAUGUCUGAUGGUAGCAUGAAUAUGAGCCCAUCACACAUGAUGAUGCAUAUGAGUUUCUACUGGGGCAAAGAUGCUACAAUCCUAUUCUCUGGAUGGCCAAAUGGCAGCCUUAGCAUGUACGUGGUGGCUUUCUUCUGUGUUUUAUUGUUGGCUGCUGCUAUCGAGAUCUUUUCAGUCUCCCCAACAGCUAAAAUAGGCACUGAUAUUCCCUUGGGGGGUGCGUUUAUUCAAGCUAGUGUUUAUGCUGUUCGCAUGGGUUUCGCUUACAUGGUCAUGCUUGCUGUCAUGUCUUUCAAUCUUGGAAUAUUUAUAGCAGCCGUGGCUGGUCACACCAUCGGGUUCUUUCUAGUCAAGGCCCGUGCUCUUCCUAUUGCCAACCGAUCAGCCAACCAAAAUGAAAUCCCUCCUAAAGUUUGA
Molecule: messenger RNA, 459 nt
Organism: Dovyalis caffra
Lineage: Eukaryota; Viridiplantae; Streptophyta; Magnoliopsida; Malpighiales; Salicaceae
Source: the annotation of a GenBank genome assembly